Messenger RNA from Marmota flaviventris (yellow-bellied marmot), 3061 nucleotides. It is a transcript of the gene Sod2, whose product is annotated as superoxide dismutase 2. NCBI's taxonomy places the organism in Eukaryota, Metazoa, Chordata, Mammalia, Rodentia, Sciuridae. Gene Ontology annotation, cellular component: mitochondrion. Gene Ontology annotation, molecular function: manganese ion binding; superoxide dismutase activity. The record is from RefSeq and is a predicted model, not a curated record. Gene Ontology annotation, biological process: superoxide metabolic process.
GACCCCGUAGGCAAACGCUCGCUGGUCUGGUUCGGCGUUGCGUCUGAGAGGCUCUAAGUCGGCGGCCGACGGCGGAGAGCGCUAUGUUGUGCCGGGCAGCGUGCAGCGCGGGCGCGAGGCUGGCCCCGGCCCUGGGGGCUCUGGGCUGCCGGCAGAAGCACAGCCUCCCCGACCUGCCUUACGACUACGGCGCCCUGGAGCCGCACAUCAACGCCCAGAUCAUGGAGCUGCACCACAGCAAGCACCACGCGGCCUACGUGAACAACCUGAACGUCACGGAGGACAAGUACCGGGAGGCGCUGGCCAAGGGAGAUGUUACCGCUCAGGUAGCCCUUCAACCUGCACUGAAGUUCAAUGGCGGAGGUCAUAUCAAUCACACCAUUUUCUGGACAAAUUUGAGUCCUAAUGGUGGUGGAGAACCCAAAGGAGAGUUGCUGGAAGCUAUCAAACGUGACUUUGGUUCUUUUGACAAGUUUAAGGAGAAGCUGACAACUGUCUCUGCUGGUGUCCAGGGCUCAGGUUGGGGUUGGCUUGGUUUCAAUAAGGAGCAGGGACGCUUGCAGAUUGCUGCCUGUUCUAAUCAGGAUCCAUUGCAAGGAACAACAGGUCUUAUCCCACUGCUGGGGAUUGAUGUAUGGGAGCAUGCUUAUUACCUUCAGUAUAAAAAUGUCAGACCUGAUUAUCUAAAAGCUAUUUGGAAUGUAAUCAACUGGGAGAAUGUAACUGAAAGAUACAUGGCAUGCAAAAAGUAAAACAUCAUCAUUAUAUUGAGUAUGUUAAACUCCUUAUGACUAUUUUUGUAGUAGAGUACUGCAGUAUACUAACAAGGCACUUGAUUACAGCAUUUAUUGAUAUUGAUGAUAUAUGAUGACAUAUGAUGAUUCAUUGAUGUUCACAUAUUUGAUAACAAUAAUUUAGUGCUAAGAAUAAUUUCCUAUUUUAAAAUUUUGUUAUUAGGCAACUGUUUGAGAAUCAUUACUGCUCUGUAUAAUUUAAUCUUAACUGAACAUUUUUGUCAGAGAGCUAAACUUACUAGUGGUUUAUAAUUGUCAUCAAAGAACAAUAAAAAAUAUUCUGUCCUGUAUUUGGGGGCUUGUGGGAAAGGCUUUGUAAUUCUAUUCUGUUGCACUUAGAGAAAAAUGUAAUCUUUUGCCCCAGUUGUCACAGUAAAAUAGGAAACUAUUUCUCUUUUGUUGAAAAUUUUUCUUUUCGUUUAUGCAUAAUGCUCUGUCUAGUGGUACUUCUGAUGGCUGUCACCCAAUGAUAUGGUGAUGGUCUGUGAUCACAUGUAUAAAUAGCUACCAUCAUCUUGUCAUUUAAAAACCAUAUGACUUACUGCUGAUUGAAAGCUGCUUUAUUAUAAGAAGAUAAUUAUGCAUCUGGAUUUACAAAAGACUGAUGUAAAAUUUUGUUCUUGAACACAGAAGUAUAUAUUUAUAAAAGUGCUGUAGGUGGGCACAUCGGGGCCUGGUUGGCACUGCCGAAAGUGGGGACCUCAGGGUGAGGCCAUGGGCAUUCUGGGGCACUCCCCAUCUCUCCAUCCUGUUGAAGGGCCUCCCUCUCCUGAGAGCUGUGCUGGCCACAAGCCACCUUCCCUAGUCAGGCAAAUGGACUUCUGCCUGGCAUCAGCACUGUGUCCCCUCAGAUGAUUUCUUUCCAAAGACAUGCUUUAUAUUUCUGUUUUCUUCUAAAGAAUGUAUAGCCACUCCAAAACCUUUAUAUCAUUUUUCAACAAAGGGAAAACUCCCCAUGAUCAGUGACACAGCAUUUCAGCUCACGUUCCAGGUAGUUCUGCGCAGGAGCACCAUAUACCUGCUGUUCACACGUCAGGCAGGCAUUCUGCUGGUAUCUGCGUGGCCAUGUCACAGGUCCCCUAUCUUUCAUCAUCUUCUUCAUUAUCUUUGAUGGCUAUAUGGCUUUUAUCAAUUGGGCAUUUCUUAAUUUAUUUCACAGUUUUAUUAUUGAAUAUUUCAUUUCUUCUGUUAUUUAUUAUCCAUUUUGCUCUUGUGAGUAUCCCAAUCUCUUAUUGGGAUGUUUUCUUUAUAUGUAGGUUUUUUUCUUAACCUAUUUAGUAAUGUUUUCCCAAGGUCAUUUUUAAACAUUUUCCCCCCAACUUAAUUUUUUAAUUUCUUUUCAUGGAAAAAUGGAGUAACUUAGCAAUUUCAAUAUUGAAGACUGAAGUUUGAAAAAAAAAAAACACCUUAAAUUCAAGAUACUUUUUCUUUACAGUUCAGUUAGAAAAGUAUUUAGCUUUCUGAAUGUCAACAGUGUUGACUAUUGAUAAGGGUGUAUGUGUGUGCGUGCGUGGAUUGAAACACUCUAGAGAUUGAUUGCUGUCCUUUAUAUCACAGGGACAUGAUUCUCAUAGAGUGCAAAUGGGGGCCAUGUGGUUACCGCUGGCCUCUAAUAGACCUUAGAGGAAAGUGGGACUUUCUGAGAGAUGGGCUUUGGAAUGCACAUCAUCUGCAUUUGGAAUGCACAUCAUCUGUUUAACUUGAGCUACAAAGAUUUGCAGAAUCUACUGACACAUAAAGCUUUGACUCUUAAGCUUCCAGAUUUUAAAACAAUUCAAUGUUGAAAUUUCUACGGGGCUCUAUUUUUGCUCUGGCUUUCCUGUUGAUGAGAAUGAGGGCAGUACAAGUUCCCUCCUGUUUGUGCUCCUCCAUGCUGGAUGGAGGUUAGGAGACCAAGAGGAUCUAUGUACUCACUACUUGAAUAGCCAGCAGAAGAUGAUGUUAACACUGUUUAACUCUCUUUUCCAUAAUAGAAAAGAAAAACAAGUAAAAUUUCCAUUUUUCUUUUGAAAAGAACAAAUAUUGUUCGUGCAAGGAUUUUUGUGACCAGAUCAGCAUUGCCUGCCACAGACUUAAUUGUGCUGGAGGGAAACAAGCAAGUGAUACAGAUAUUUUCUUUUGAAUUUGUUGCUUAAACUGUUGCAUAGUAAUUAAAUUUUGAUGUUAAGAAAUUGCUGUAUCAUGUCCCUCAAUUUCAUGGCCUUAAAAUGAGAUUUGAAUUUGUGUUGAGCACCUUUAAAAAAGUAAUAAAAAAACUAUAAAAUGAA